AUGUCUGAGACACAACAACCAAAGAAGACCAACAACAAUGUAAGUUCAUUUCUUGAUUUCUCAAUGAAAAAUGCUGUUUUUUUCAGAAUCAAAAUCAAAAUAGAAGAGGAAAUAGUAGUAGAGGAGGUUAUAGUAAUAAUGGAAAUAGAAGAAAUGCAGCAGGAAGUGGAGAAAAUGGAAAAGUUGAUAUGCGAAAGUAUGAUAAGAUGAUUUCAGCAGCUCAUGUAAGUUAUUUUUUUUAUUGAAAAUGAAAUAUUUGUUCUGUUUCAGAAUAACUUCUCGGAUAUUGCUUGUGGUAGAAAAACAGAAGAUUGUUUGAUUUGUUGCAAACCAAAUGACGUGUUCGCAAUCGGUGAUUGUCGUCAUCCCGUUUGUGCAGAAUGUGCAAUUCGAAUUCGAAUCAUCGGACAAUCAAAAACCUGUCCUGCUUGUCGAAAAGAAAUCGACACCUACUUCUUUUGCACAACCGCUGAUGAUAUGAUGAAUGUCCCAUUGUUCUUCGCAAAAACAAAUCAUCCCGAUGAAGAUCGAUAUGGUGUUCGAUUCAGUAAUUCAGUGGCAGGCAGUAAAUAUGAAAAAUAUCUGGCGCAUGUUUGUAAAAUAUGCAAAAGUGAAGAUGGAGAACGUCUCGAAUUUCCCACUUUUAUGUCACUUCGACAACAUAUGGCAAAUAAUCACCAAUUAUCAUAUUGUCAUAUUUGCACCGAAAAUUUGAAUCUCUUCUCAAGAGAGCGUAAAUGUUAUACUCGCGAACAACUUCAACGACAUAUUCGAAUCGGUGAUAAUGAUGAUAAAAGUUUCAAAGGCCACCCACAAUGUCUGUUUUGUGAAUUGAAAUUUUUGGACGAGGAAAAUCGCUACAAACAUCUUCGAAAAGAUCACUUUUUCUGUCAAUUUUGUGAAGCCGAUGGAACAUUGAAUGUGUUUUAUGGAAAACACGAUGAAUUGAAGCAGCAUUACAAGCAACAACAUUUUAUAUGUGAAGCUGGAGAAUGUAAAGAAUUGGGAAUAGCGUUUGCGACGAAAUUGGAGUUGGAUUUGCAUCGAGCAAGUGAGCAUGAUGAGAAGAGAAUUGAUUUGGGAUUUUCGAGACCGGCGAGAGAAACUAAUGGUGGAAGGUGAGAUUUUUUGUUGGGAGGUUUCGGGAGAUUUUGAAAUUCAACAUUUUUUGGCCAAAAUUUGAUCAAUUUACUGAUUUGGUUCAAAGAUUGGUCGGAAAUUGGCCAAAAAGCUCCGAUUGGCCAAUAUUCGGCCGUCUUCUAACCGAAACACGAGUUGAUGCAUUUUUUAUCAAAAUAGUUUUGGCCAAAAUUUGAUCAAUUCACUUAUUUGGCCAAAUUUUGCUCACAAUUUGGUUCUAAGAUUAAGAUUGGUCGGAAAUUGGCCAAAAAGUUCCGAUUGGCCAAUAUUCGGCCAUCUUUUAACCGAAAUUCGAAUUGGUGCAUUUUUUAUCAAACAUUUUUUGUCCAAAAUUUGAUCAAUCUACUGAUUUGGCCAAAUUUCGCUCAAAAUUUGGUUCAACUUGUAAGAUUGGACGGAAAUUGGCCAAAAAUUGACCAAAAAGUUGUGAUUGGCCAAUAUUCGGUCAUAUUUUGACUAAAACACGAGUUGGAGCAUUUUUUAUCAAACGUUUUUGACCAAAAUUUGGUUCUAAUUGUAAAAUUGGUCAGAAAUUGGCCAAAAAUUGACCAAAAAAUAUAUUUCAUCAAAAAUUGGUCAAGCUCCCAAGCUAACCUCUUAAUAUUUCCAGAAUCCGAAGUCGAAAUGCUCCACCAGAAGUUCCACGAGAUCGAAUCGCUGUUGUUCAACGUCAACAAGCCACAAAUCCCCAAUCAGAUCCAAGUGAAUUCACAGUCGUUCCAUCAGCUCAAUCACGCAGACCAAUACGAUAUUCAUCAACUCGCGCCAAUUUCACUCCACAAGAUCAAGAUUUUCCAAGUCUCGCACCUGCUCCUGCACCUCCACCAACACUUCGAUCAAAUGCUUUUCCAAGAUUGAACAAGGUGAACAAAAAACGAGAAGAAGAAGGGCCAGUUGAGCAUUUUCCGACGUUAGGAGGAGCUGGAACAUCGACACGAGUUUCGGUGAAACCAUUGCCGAAACCAAGAAAAGUUGCGCAGCAGCCGAAAAAAGUUGUGACAAAUAAUACGAAGCCGAAUAACAGUAAAAUUGAAAGGGAAAGAAGUUAUAGUCCAAUAAGAGAGCAUGUUCCACAAACUACUGUCAAAGUCAAUAAUACAUUAUUGCGUUUUGAUACAAUCAGCAAUUCUUCAACAGCUCCAGCAGCUCCAAAAUCAAAUAUUCAAUUGAUACAACGAACAAAACCGGAUACUUCUUCUUCUUCUUCAAACACAAAUUCUGCAAGAUUACCGACAUCUAAUAAUGAUUUUCCGUCACUUCCACCUGCUUCAGCUCCAUCUUCACAACCUGCAAAUAGUGCUUGGUUGAAUAGUAAAAAUAAAACGAAAGGAAUUAUAUCAAGUGUACAUGUUCCUUUGAAUUAUUCGGCGGCUUCUCAAAAUCCAAAGAAAAAUAAAAAAGUGAAAACUCCGAUGAAUGAUGUUUGGUCAUCGCUUGGACCACGACCGAGUGAAGUUAAACCGUUGGUUGAUACUGAUUCGUGGAAUGAGGUUUGUAAAAAAUUGAAUUUUUGAACGGAAAAUCAAAUUUUGAGGAAUGAAACUCACAACAAAAUUGAAGUUGAACAUAAAUUUCAGAAAAAAAUGAAAAGAUAUACAGGGUGACCAGUAUUUAUCCGGACAACCAAAAACGACCGUAAAACAUUUCCCGACAUUUCUCGGCCACCAAAAUACUUCGGCCACAUACAGGGUGACCAGUAAUUAUCCGGACAAGCGUAUCCGGUCAUGAAAAUUUUAAAAUUUGAUAUUUUUCAAAGAAAUUUUUUCUGAACAUCAAUAAAUGUAUAACACGCCCAAAAUUAUCCCCCAAAAGGUUCUGUAAAAAAUCCAAAAUUCAACAUUCGUGAUAAUUUUGGAUUGAUGUUCAGAAAACAUUUCUUUGAAAAAUAUCAAAUUUUAAAGUUUUUAUGACCGGAUAUGCUUGUGCGGAUAAUUACUGGUCACCCUGUAUGUGGCCGAAGUGUUUUGUUGGCCGAGAAAUGUCGGGAAAUGUUUUACGGCCGUUUCUCGUUGUCCGGAUAAUUUCUGGCCACCCUGUAUAUCUUUUUAUUUUUUUCUGAAAUUUAUGUUCAACUUCAAUUUUUUUGUGAAUAAAAUAAGUGCAUUUUGAGUUUCAUUCAUCAAUUUUUAAAAUUGCUCAAAAGAAAAUUUACCUGGAAAUUUACAAAAACUUUUUCUAUUUCAGGUUCCAUUAUCCAAAGAAGCUCAAGCUGAAAAAGAAAAGCAAGCGAAACGUGAAGAAUGGGCUAGAAAAAAGGCUGAAAUUCGUGCAGCUGUUGCUAAAAAUCCAGCCAAAAAAGAAGAGCCGCAAAAAAUCGAGGAAGAAAACGUGGCAAUCCCCACUCCUGUGAAAGAAGUUCAACAGGAAAAAGAGGUGGAAUUCCAAACAAAAUCUUCGAAUAAGAAAAAUAACAAAAAAGAGAAGAAAAUUGAACCAAAGGAAGAAAUUGUCAAAUCUUCAAUCAAAGAAUCCAGUGAAGCUUUUCAGCAAAAAGUUGAUGCUGUAAGUUUGAAAAUAUAUUUUUUAAAAUUUAUUUACGAUUUUCUGAUUUUUAGCUCUGGUCAAUGCCUUCGGUCACUUCAAUGUUUUCCAAUUUUUCAUUAUCCUCGAUGUUCGGCUCUGGAUCAUCGGGAAGUCAACCAACAACACCAUCUGUACCACUUCCUCCGCCGGGCCUUGAAAAUGUUGUUUUGACACCGCCACCUGGUUUGAAUUCUGCUGAUGUCAGUCAGAUUUCUUUCAAUUCAGCGCCAGUUUUGUCGUAUGAAGAUGUGAAGAAACCGAAUAAGCAAAAGGCGGCUGUUGAGACGAAUAAGGUUAGUUCUGAUAGGGAUUUUAAGGGAGACGAGGAGUUUUUGAAUGGGGCCCGAUUUUGAAAAAUUCAAAAUUUAAUUGCCUGAUUUGGACAAUUUUCAAAAAGUGGCUCACAAAGGAACCUUUUUUUACUCAAAACUUCAAAUUUUGAUGAAAUUUUUUCCUUGGGGUCAUAGAACACCCUAAAAAUUUUAGGACCUCUGACCCAAGUUUUUGGCUCUUAAAAGUUCAAAAUUUUCUCAUUAACAUACCUCGGUCAAUCCGUGGCUGGCCAGAGUACAAUUUUUUGAAAAAUCUGAAUUUCAGUUUUUAGAGAUCAAAAAAUUGAAAAAUAACAAUUUUUAGGGGACGAAAACUGAAAAAUUCACAAUUUUUGUACUGUAAAAAGUUAGCGUACAAUUUUUUAUUGUGAAAACCACGAUUUUGGCCGAGGUGUGCUCAUUAAAGUUAGCAUAACUCCAUUUCAAAAUAAUUUUUGGGAGAAAUAAAGUUUCAGAUCAGCAUAGUCGAUUUACUAGAAGUAUUUUUUUCGACAAAUUUUGGAGUUUUUUAUUUUUGUUGGAUGAACAUUCAUGAAAAUGCUUAAAAUUUCCACGAAUUUUGAUCCAGAAAUUGAUAAUUUCAAAAUUUUCAUCCAAAUUUUGAAAGUUGGUUUUGAUUUAACUUGACAUACGAAAAAAUAUUUGAAAAUAAAUUAUAUCAAAAUUUUGAAACGUAUUUUUUUUUGUUUUUGAAAAAUUAGAAUUUUCGAAUCAAAAUUAAUUAAGCUAUUUUGAGCUCAAAGUUUAUCAAAAAAAAAAGUCGACUUCAAAUUUUUAUAGCUGGAAAUGGAAAAGAAAACGGGAGGGUUAUCCCUUUUGCCAGAAAUUUUCAGUUUUUUAAACAAAAAUCAUCAAGCCUUGAGUUAUGCUAACUUUUAUGAGCCAAUUUCCGAACUUUUGAGAGCCCAGAACUUUGCUCAGAGGUCCAAAAAAUUUUAGGGUGACCCCAAAAGCUGCCCAUGGACAAAAUUUCAUCAAGAUUUGAAGUUGUUAGAAAAAAUGUAGCCAAUUUUCAAAAAGUGACAUUUUUAGGUCGAUGAAGAUGGUUGGACUACAACUGGGCCGGUUAAAACAAAAAAUAACAAGAAAAAAAACAAAAAUUGA
Messenger RNA from Caenorhabditis angaria, 5099 nucleotides. Lineage: Eukaryota; Metazoa; Nematoda; Chromadorea; Rhabditida; Rhabditidae. The record is from the annotation of a GenBank genome assembly.